GAACGAUGAUCCUUCAACAGCGACGUGUCUUAGAUAGCGAUGUGUCUUAGAUAGCGACGAGCCUUCAAUGGCGGUGAGCCUUCCACAGUGGCGGACCUUCCACGGCGGUGAGCAUUAAGGGCGGCGAGCCUUCAACCAUAGCAGUAGCGAGCCUUUGAUGAUACUGAGAAAGGAAUGUAAUGAAGCCUAUUUUGGUCCCUCUUUUCGGAGGGUUUGUUCAAAGUGGUCCUUCCUUUUUUUAAAAAUUCACUUUAGUCCUACCUUUCGUAAAAACUGUUCAAGUUGAUCCUUUUUGGUAACGGCGUUAAGUUCACUAACGGUAGAACUGCCAGGUGUGCAAUGUUUGAUGACUUGGAACCUUUUAUAUGUGUUGGCAGUGUCACUUCAUUAUAUGGGUUAAAAAAAAAAUUAAUUUCUCAACCAGAAACCCUAGGGAGAGUUUGCUUCCCACUGCCUCUCACUGAUUUGCCGCUGCAACAGGCCUCCACCCAACCAGCCACCGCGAGUUGUGGCACAAGGCGUCGCCGGUGCUGACGUUCGUUGCCGAUCGAGGUGAGAGUUCCCCUCUUCCGCCGCUCGUCGCGCGAUCGCUGCCACAAUCUCUGCCGGCCACCGCACCAAGGUGCCUCUUCCUUCUCCUCUUCGCGCGAGGUUCUCCCUGCGCCUCGUCUUAAGACGUUGAUGCCAGAAAGGGUCGCCACUCCAAUGCCGGCGAUAAAACUCCUCUUCCUCUGUUAUGCGAAGUCGAAGGUCAGGAUUCAUUCGGAAUUGCGUCAUAGGAAUGUUGUAGAACUUUGUGACUGGUAUAAGACUUCUCAUCACACAGGUUUGAUUUUAGAGCACUGCGUUGGAGGUGAUUUGCUCACCAUCUUACAACAAUUGCACAAGGAUAGUAUGCUUUCCGAAGAGUCUAUUCAUGACCUUGCGUAUGACAUGGUCAAAGCUUUACAGUUUUUACAUUCAAAAGGAAUCAUUCACUGUAAUAUCAAACCAUCGAAUAUUCUAUUCGAUGAAUAUGGAUGCGCAAAGUUAUGUGAUUUUGGAUCGGCAAAAGAGUUGAAAAAUAUAUCAACUCAUUCUUCCUCGGUACCACUUGCAAAACGCGGAACACCCUGUUACAUGGCUCCGGAACUUUUUGAAGAUGUUGGAAUCUAUUCAUACGCAUCAGAUUUAUGGGCGCUAGGCUGUGUCUUAUAUGAGUGUUUUGCAAGAAGACCGCCCUUUAUGGCAAGAGAAUAUAAUAAUAUAAAAUCCAUUCUUUCAGAUCCUAUUCCACCUCUUUGUGGUCAUCCCAGUCAACAUUUUGUUGAUUUAAUCAAUUCACUGUUGGUAAAGAAUCCAGCAGAAAGAAUACAGUGGCCUGAACUUUGUGCACAUCCCUUCUGGAGAAGGGAAAUUCCUCCUGUGGCUCUGCCUGCAUUUGAUUUUAAUGAGAAUGCCGAGAAUGCCGAGAAUGCCGAAGAUGAAGCUGCUCAACCUGAAGAUAUGGCAAACCUUGAUUUCAAUGAGAAUUCCGAGAAUGCCGAAGAUGAAGCACAUGCUGUUAUUACAGUUUCAAUACCAUCUCACCAGGAUCAGAGGCAGGAUCAGAGGCAGGAUCAGGGGCAGGAUCAGAGGCAGGAUCAGAGGCGUCAUACUGAAGAGUCAUUGCCUCUUUUUUUGGUAAAAUUUUUUAUUAGAGGUAUGAUUGAAGGUAUCUUUCAAAUCGCGGGUCAAGUAAUAGGGAGCAUGUCUCCGAAAAAUGAUUACCGCCCAAGAAUAUUGAGAGAUAUACUGUUUACCAUAUCAGGUUUUGUUUGGCUCCUUCCCAGUGAGUUUAUUAAGUACGCCUUAAAGGACCAGAAUGCGAGGGAGAAGAAACGGAAAUUCUCAUAUGGUAUUCUAGCCUUGAUGACAGGACGUCUUUUGAUGACAGGAUGUCUUCUGAGUCUAUCUGUUUUAAUUUCAGCACUGCUUUGAGCUUCGAAGAACAAAAUGUUCGGCUUCUCUAGUAGGCAUAUGAAACUUGGCAGGUGAAAAUAUUUCUUUUACCUUCUUUCUAAUUUGAAAUUUCUUUUCAUACACCUGGAGGUGGUGAGGAUAGCACUAGUUCUUUAAGGGUAAGGGUAUACUUGGGAAACAACUAAAAUAAGUGCUUAUUGAAUAAGUAUCAUGUAAGUGUUUAUGUUAUCAAGAAUUAACCGACUUUCAAAGCCGAAAGGGACUACAUUUUUUCUGCGCGGUUUCUUUUACACUGAAAUUAUAAUAACACAAAUCCAAAAUCUCAUAAUUAAACCCAAAUCCUAGCAGCAAACCCAGAUUCCAAAACUUUAUUUUUUGUUCUCCUUGAUAAAAAAAUAUUUUUUUUUGUCAACUUUACAUCACUUCACCGUCUUGUAUGCUUAUAUGGAUAAUAACUAUAGCAGCCAGAACUCAAAUCUUAACAGCACCAAGUGAUUGCAGCAAAAGUGAAGAGAAAUGGUGUAGAAUGAGUUGGAGAAAUGAGCAGGAUGGAUUAGAGUAACAGAGAGAGGCAGAA
This is a messenger RNA of Vigna angularis (adzuki bean), 2518 nucleotides long. RefSeq names its product serine/threonine-protein kinase RUNKEL-like. Bases 682 to 1959 code for a protein of 425 amino acids. Lineage: Eukaryota; Viridiplantae; Streptophyta; Magnoliopsida; Fabales; Fabaceae. Gene Ontology annotation, molecular function: ATP binding; protein kinase activity; microtubule binding. The transcript is spliced from 8 exons. The record is from RefSeq and is a predicted model, not a curated record. Gene Ontology annotation, biological process: cytokinesis by cell plate formation; phragmoplast assembly; protein phosphorylation.